Molecule: messenger RNA, 4125 nt
Organism: Hyalella azteca
Lineage: Eukaryota; Metazoa; Arthropoda; Malacostraca; Amphipoda; Hyalellidae
Product: protein phosphatase 1 regulatory subunit 12B
Exons: 8
Coding region: 409-3594 (1061 amino acids)
Cellular component (GO): cytoplasm
Molecular function (GO): enzyme inhibitor activity; protein binding; phosphatase regulator activity
Source: RefSeq, a predicted model, not a curated record
AGAUCAUUCUUUGUGUUCUUUGUUCCAUAAUGUCAGUUAAUGCAUUUACAAGUGAUGAUUUUUUCUAUUAAUUUAUUUAUUAAAAAUUUUGACAACAUGACAAAGACUUGAAAGUUGAAGUAAAUGUGGUCAACUUAACAGUCUCACUGUACAAACUACAAGAACAAACAAUGCUACGCUGUUUUGAACCUAUGAAAGACUAGGAUCCUACAGCAUAGGACUAGGAGACAUCUUUAGGUCUUCAUAUAUUUUGAGAAGCCAACAUGCCACCUGUGAGGCUGUGAGCAAGCCAUUGUCUGCCUGCAGCCUGAUGGCUGAUGCCUGCACAACAGUAAUUGACUUGUCAUUUUUAUUUGUUAUGAUUUUAUAAUAUUAACUCCAAGAUCAGGCUCAGCCACAAAUCCCACAAUGGACCACAGAGAGCUCAUUGCUGAAAUGGCCUACAUUGAGAAACUCUCAACUCAAGAGCGACUCAAAUUGGCUCGUCGGCGGCGCAUCCAGCAGCUGAAAAAACACCACCAGCUGGAGAAGGAAAGUCUCAGUGCCAGCAAGAGGGAGAAGACCAAGCAGAAUGAAGCAUACAAGCGCCGCCGUCAGAACAGCAAACGAGUUGUGUUUGUUUCCAGUGUCAUGUUGCUGGAGGCAGCUGCAAGGAAUGAUAUUGAUGAAGUGCGAGAACUACUGCAGUCAGGCUCAGUGUCUCCGAAUGCCACCAAUGAGGAUGGUUUGACUGCCCUGCAUCAGUGCUGUAUUGAUGACAGUGCAGAGAUGCUAACUCUACUGCUACACUAUGGCGCUGAUGUCAAUGCUGCCGACAGCGAGAAGUGGACGCCAUUGCACGCAGCUGCCACAUGUGGCCACCUGCACCUCGCGCAGCUCCUUGUGCAGCACGGCGCCAACCUUCUCGCGGUGAACGCGGACGGCAAUAUGCCAUAUGACAUCUGCGAGGACGACGCGACGCUCGAUUACAUCGAGUGCGAGAUGGCACGUCGCGGCGUCACGCAGGCUAUGAUCGAUGAGACCCGCACCACCACAGAGACCGCCAUGCUCGACGAGCUCAAGCUCAUGCGCGAUAACGGAGAGUCGCUUCUUGUGCGCGAUCAUCAGAACGCUACUCCGUUGCACGUGGCAGCUGCCAACGGCUACAUGCGCGUGUGCGAGUUUUUGCUGUCACACAACUUCCCGCUGGAGCUGCGCGACGCCGACGACUGGACGCCACUGCACGCCGCCGCAUGCUGGGGACACCCUGACGUGCUGGAGCUGCUGGUGCUACACGGCGCCAAUUUGCACGCGCGCAACAAACAUCAGGAGACGCCCUACGACAUCUGCGAGGACCAAGACCUCAGGGAGCGUCUGCUGCAGCUGCUCACCGAGCAGGAGACCCGCAGGCUUGGUGACCACCGCGGCAGGAUUCGUCGCGGUCACAGCGCCAACACGCGCACGCAGUCGGUGCGUCGGACCAGCAUCAGGGAGAAGUGCCUCGCCACCAAGCGCGAGGCUCAAGAGGAAGCAAGAAUGCGCUUGUCAGGAGGUGCCACGAGUACCCCUAAUGGUGCUGUCAUUAAUGGGAACAAUCUCUUCUGGGACAAUAAAGACGAUUCUGAAGUUAAUGACAUGAACAGUGACGCCGCUUCUGAUGACGGCAAGAGAGAAGACGAGCUAGUUGACGAGCAGAUAAAAUCAUCUGACGUCAAAGAAAAAGACAACGUUGAGCAAGGGUCUACUGAUGAUGUUGAUUCUCCUAGAUAUUUGUCUGUAAUCUCGAAAAAAACCCACGAGUACAAACACUUAUCAGAUCGAUCUGAAGAUGGGAACUCCACCAAUGAUGCAAAUAAUUCUCCAUCUGACCAUGAUUCAGUAGAACGUUUGUCACCGAGACAACAGAACGAAUCGCCACCUCUUGGCUACUCCGAAGCUAGCGUGCGCAGAACCAGUGUCAGUCGUUCUGCUUUAAGUGUCAGUAAAAAGCCUAAACAGGAGAGCGAUUAUGGGAGUUCCUUCUACAAUCGCUCAUGGGAAGAUACGGAGAGUAAUGAAGCUGAUGAUGUCAGAACUGUAGAACCUGCUGGUUCAAAAAUUCCAGACGACGAAGAAGAGAUUUACUACGAUGACAGUGUGAACAGCGGCUACAGCAACAGCGACCUUGUAUUGUCUCAUUUCGGCCCAAACGCAGACGCUAUCAAGAAGAUCCAGUCUCUCUCUGACGUUUACGUCCCUAAUAGUCGGACGCCCUCUUCUGGUUACUCUUCAGAAACUGUUUCUAUCGGCCCUCACACCGGUAUGAAAGACGUGACUGAUUCACCUGAUUUAUCAACUGAUAAAUUGCAUUCACAGUCCAGUAUAGUUACGAAUUUUCCCUCUGUGGUUACAGAUCGUAACCAGGAAGCAGAAAAUGCUUUACAAGGGAAUGCCAAUUUCAGCGUCAUGGAAGACGUACAAUCAAGGACAGUAAGUAGACAAAUGUGGGUUGCUGAGGAUAACUGCGAACGAUCAUCUGAGCCUGAUAUUGGUCAGGGAUCGAUUAGAAAUAUGGAUGGAGGUAUUUCUCCUUUUGAUCGAUCAAAUGAGCGAGGACUGCUAACCAACGCUGAAGACUCCGUAGUGCCACUACUCGACCCUCAGCCUGAUCUGAUUCCAGAAAGUGCUCGUCGCAAACCUGCUCCUAAGCCUCCGCAGAAACCACCCAACCUCAUAGCUGGAAUUUCUCCUCUGCUUCAAAUUGCCAACACCCAAUCCAAGCCAAUUUCCUCAACUGUGAUUGCUUCAGCCUCUCGACAGUCUACGGUGACAGUCUCACACGCGACGCAAGUCUCCUCCAACAUGGAAAUGCGUUCGACGUCGGCAGCUGCUGUCCCGCCGCCGCCAAGCGAGUUGCACGCCAAGCUCGACAAUGUUGUAACUAUCAAUUCUCCAUUAGAAGGAUCCUUGGCACUGGAAAGACGGUCGUUACAAACACGGCCCGUACCUCCGCCCAGAACCUCCUCCAUCAAGAGUGAUGACGGCGAGCAAGAGGCUUCGGCCGUCACUACCAUCACUUCGAAAGCCACUGAACAUCACACAUUGAAAGAAAUUGCCGAGCCGCGACUUGAGUCUGGUUAUGGUAUCUCAGAAGUAAGUAUUCCAGAAAGUCAAUUGCAAGUCAAGAGUCCUGCUAUUUUUGACUCUCAGCUUAAUUCCGGCGGUAACAAUGCUAUCGAUAUCCACGUCACAGUUACAGUAAAACCCUUAGCUCCUGGUACCUUAGCAGACUUGAAGCAGCAACGCGCCUUGAGCAGAGGACCUCACACAUCUCCAUCAUCAGGUGACGGUGGUUCCGUCGCAAGCGGUACUCUGGGGCGAGCGAGUGGUGAUGCUGUAGGCCCAAAGGCUUUAGAUCACACCUCCCAAGUUCUUGUCGGCAAUGAUAACUUUGCUUACGACGGUAACAGCGUCGGUGGAGAAGUCGGACAGUCAGUAUCGUCUGAACGGCCAUCCUCUACUGCUACUUCCACUCUACGGACAGAAGCGUCACCGGCACCUCGCCGAAAAUACACGGCUCCUUCUGUUGAUUACCCUGCCCCUCCCGACUCCAGAUCUUGCUGCGUACUGCUCUAGGCUUUUUGUUUCUAAAGGAUUCGUAUAUACACGGCAGUUUUCUAUACCUACAUUGAGUGUUAUUUUACUGCAAACGAUGAAAUAUUCUCAAUUGUUUUUUUCUCUCCCAUCCCCAUUUCUGUCAUUUUUUCAGUGCAAGUGAUCGAGUGGAUAAUUUGGUCUGCCUAUUCUGCUCCUGCGAUAAAGAUCUCAUCUAAUUAUAUUGGCCAUGAUUUUAAUUUAUUUGUCAAAAAGUUGCUUUCUAAAAAUCAAAGUUAUUCCUAAAAUUUAAUGCCUCGAUUUCAACAUUUGCUCGCUCGAUUUCAACUGCAACCUGCAUUAUAGUUCGUCGCGAUUGCUGCUGUAAGCAGUGCAUAGAUCCUCGAUAACCGAAUGCUUCAGAAUCCUCUGGAAUUGAUGCAGCAUUGACAACCUUUACAGUAGUUAUAAAAUUGAUGAGUGUCGAAAGAUGUUGAUAAUGUUUUUGUUAACCGUUAUUUGAUGGUUAGACUAAUAUUACAAAAAUAUUUGUUGCACGAGAUUCUGGACUAA